AUGGAGUUUGACAUCAAGUUCAAAGAAGAACUUAUCCAUAAACCAGUGCUUUUGUCCUCCAACAAUUACUUGAAACCAGAAAUUCAUGAUGACAUCUCUAUGGACAGUUCUUCAUCAAAAGGCUUCCUCCAAGAUUUUCAGCAUCUUGAUCAUCUUCCUGUAAUGGGGUCAUCGUUAAACCCCGAUUUCCCUAUCCAAACUACUUGUUUUGAUCCUUUUGAUCCCUUCACAUUUGUGUCUUCUUCGACAGAUCUUGAUUUUUAUGAGUUAAAACCAUUUGAGGAAAAUGGUGCAAAUGGUAGUGCUGUCAUGCAGAAUUUCCAGGGUGGUGGAUACUUAAAUAACCCUAAGAAUACUCCGGUGCUCGACACAAUUUCAGGCAACCGGAGCUCCCGUGUGCCCUUUAACGGUGAAGAUAUCAAGCCUAUGAACUUUGCAGUACCAGAUGAAGGCUCAUGCAUAACUGCUGAAAAUGUGUACCACAAGAAAGUUGGCAUGAUCAAGAAGAACAAUAAUAAUGUUGGAUCUGCUUCAAAUAAAAAACAAUGCAAAAGUCAAAAGAAAGCCAAUUCAUCCAAGGGGCAGUGGACAAGUGAAGAAGAUAGUCUCUUAAUCAAUCUGGUGGAGAAGUUUGGAGUGAGAAAAUGGUCUAAUAUUGCUCAGAUGCUGAAGGGAAGGAUAGGGAAGCAGUGCAGAGAACGCUGGCACAACCAUCUAAGGCCUGAGAUUAAGAAGGAUGUAUGGAGCGAGCAGGAGGAUAGGGUCUUAAUUCAGGCACAUACAGAAGUAGGAAACAAAUGGGCAGAAAUUGCAAAGAGAUUGCCAGGAAGAACUGAAAACUCCAUCAAGAACCACUGGAAUGCAACCAAGAGAAGGCAAUACUCGAGGCGAAAAUGCAGAUCCAAAUGGCCAAGGCCAAGCUCUCUUCUUCAAAACUACAUCAAGAGCUUAAACUUGGAUGGCAAAGAUGCUUCAACAAUCAAUCCAAUGGUAAUCAAGCCACAAACUCAGCCAGAGGCUGAUGAUUUUUGCGCGAGUGAUCGCGUAGUUCCAGAUCAUGUUUUCGACGAGGUCCCAGAAUUUGUGUUGGAUGAGAGAUUGGUUGAAGGGUACAGUAGGUUUGAUUCUAUUCUUGAUGACAUACCAGUUAGUGCACCAGUUGUUCAUGAGAAAUGCUUUGAUGAUAUGGAGAUGCCAUAUGAUAUGGCUUCACUGAUGCUGUGUGAAGUGAAGAAGGAGAUUGAUUUGAUGGAGAUGAUCUCUCAAGUUAAUCUCUAA
Messenger RNA from Ilex paraguariensis (yerba mate), 1278 nucleotides. NCBI's taxonomy places the organism in Eukaryota, Viridiplantae, Streptophyta, Magnoliopsida, Aquifoliales, Aquifoliaceae. The record is from the annotation of a GenBank genome assembly.